CUUUGUGUAGAAAAUGGAGACGUGGAGAGAGGAUUUGCUGAAUCUGAUCACCUACUAGAAGGCGAAAUGAAAAUUGGAGGACAGGUAAACCAAGAUAGUAUCACUGGGAUCGAAGUGCAACUGAGUAUGAAAGCCACUUGGUUUUUUAGCCUACGUAGCCGGCGGUUGAAAGUAAAAUGAGCCCGAGAGCUGAAGAACGGUUGGCGCAAGGGGAGGGGGCCUCUCAACCAAUUGAAAUUUUCCAUACUCUCAGGAAGAGGGGAAAAAACUUCAUGGGCCUCUUGGGCAGUGGCGUCCUCUUUUCUCGCGUGUCUCCCUCGGACGUUCCGUUUUUCUUGCGCCUAUACUACCUCCAAGCGCCUGCUACACAGGCUACUAGUUUUAUAGCUUUAAGGCCAUUCAGUGCCAGCUUCUAAAAAAAGAGGUUUUACUGUUCUAAUUAUCACAGUUAUCAUGUAUUGUGACAUUAUGUUAUGAUUUGGUGGUGGUAGUGUGUGUCCUGAGAUCAAAAUGACGCACCACGACUCACGUGGUCGUCUCUUUUCUGGUGGCAAUAGUCUUCCCUUUUGCCCGCUUUCCUUCACAUUAUCGAAACUAUGAACGUUGACAGAUUGCAUGUCCGGUUUACUAGGAAGACGUUUCUUAUAGUGAGAAAAGUUUUCAGUUGUCUUUUUAAAUUGUUUUUAUUGUUUUAAAAAAGACAUGGCUGAUACUUGUUCUUAUUGUAAAUGGCAACAAGUUCCAUAUAAAAGGUACAGCAGGAGUGAAGCUGUCUUGCCCAGUUGUAGAGCGGCUGACUAUCGAGACGAACAGAAGAGAUUGUAUAUUAAAUAUCUUGCUAAUUGAUGACGAGCUUUUACAGAUUUGUUCUCGGGCUGCUGUUUUGUCAUUCAUAAUUUCUCCUCUUUUUAGAUCCUUUCCAUUCCAACUUUAUGUAGGAGCCAAUGAUUUGUGUUUAAGUCACUCUAAGGAGAAUCCUCUAUAAUGUUGUGCUAACAUUUGCGUGUAACUUGUUUAGGAACACUUUUAUCUGGAGACGCAGGUCACAAUAGCAGUCCCGAAAGGAGAAGAUGGCGAAAUGGAACUGUUUGUUUCCACUCAAAAUCCAAAACUAACACAGGUACCUACGGUGCUAAAUUGCUAA
Molecule: messenger RNA, 1144 nt
Organism: Porites evermanni
Lineage: Eukaryota; Metazoa; Cnidaria; Anthozoa; Scleractinia; Poritidae
Source: the annotation of a GenBank genome assembly